This is a messenger RNA of Rotaria sp. Silwood2, 597 nucleotides long. Lineage: Eukaryota; Metazoa; Rotifera; Eurotatoria; Philodinida; Philodinidae. The record is from the annotation of a GenBank genome assembly.
AUGAGACGAAAAGCUGAACGAUUAAAUGUUGGAAUUAUUCGUAUUGAUGAAGCUAGUAUACUUAUACAAGAAAUUGAUAAAAAAUUAGAAAUACAACGUAAAGAACUUGCAAUCAAAACAAAAAAAUGCGAUGAUUUAUUAACAGAAAUUACUAAUUUAACAGCUAAACAAACAGAACGUAAAAGUCAAGUGAGCAUUAGAAAAAAGGAAUUAGUUGAUGAACAAUUAAUAACAAUUGAAAAAGAAAAACAUGAUACUGAAUCACAAUUAGAAGAAGCUAUGUCAGCAUUAAUUGAAGCUCAACAAAGUCUUGAUACACUUAAAGCAGCUGAUAUAACUGAAAUGCGUAGUUUUGAUAAUCCAUUUGAUACACUAGGAUUAAUUGAUUAUUGUAUGCUUAUUUACUUAGAUCAUCCAUCAAUUAGUUGGAAAGAUGUUCGAGCUGUUAUGGCUGAUAUGAAAUUUAUAACAAAUUUAAAAACUCGUGAUCCUGAUUUAUUCACAUCAAAACAAGCUGUACAAUUAAAAAUUUAUUUAAAAAAAAAUAGAAGAAAAACUGGAUCCAAAUCAUAUGCAUUCACUAUCAGAAAAAUCUGA